AUGGAUGAGAAGCGAUUCAAAAGAAGCGUAACGAAGUAUUUCGGAGAAGCAACAGCGAAAGUAACCAAAGAAACAACCGAAGAUGAAAUCAAACGUAUUUAUGCUGCACGGUCAGCAACAUAUGACGAGGAAUGUACAGCGGUUCGCGCUUCAUAUUCGAAGCCACUGGCCGAAUCUUUGCAUAACGCCCUUAAAGGAGUUUACCAAGACAAGGCAAAGGAUCAGAUCAAAAUCAAUGACGCUGGAGCCGGAACAGGGCUGAUUGGAGUUGAGCUCAAGAAACUCGGAUACACCAACCUAUGUGCUUUGGACAUCACAGCUGAGAUGUUAAAGGAAGCAAAAAAGAAAGAAGUCUAUACUGAGUUCAUCUGCACGUCUUUGAACGGGCAGCCGAUAGCUCACAUUAAAUCAGGGCAAUUCGAUGCUUUCAUUUGUGGUGGGGCGCUCCUUACAGGACGUAUCGGCUCAUCUGCUUUCGUGGAGAUGAUAAGAAUGGUUCAAACUGGUGGGUCUUUCGUGGGAGUUUACCGAGGCACAAAUAUAAUUGACCCACGGAUGUCCGCGGGGAGUCUGUUCUGUGGCUAA
Pocillopora verrucosa is the source of this 585-nucleotide messenger RNA. Its product is annotated as methyltransferase-like protein 27. The record is from RefSeq and is a predicted model, not a curated record. NCBI's taxonomy places the organism in Eukaryota, Metazoa, Cnidaria, Anthozoa, Scleractinia, Pocilloporidae. Gene Ontology annotation, molecular function: S-adenosylmethionine-dependent methyltransferase activity.